CAGCAGCCUUGGUUUCGCUUGCUCUUCAGCGCCUCGCCCCUCCCUGCGCGGAUGAGAAAGCCAAGCGCAGCGGGGAGGGCAGCGCGGCGCAGACAGCCCUCGUCGGGACGUGCGAGCGCUGCUGUGCCUUGGAAGGCAUCCGUUCAGCACUGCUGGAGAGAGUAUAUUGGACCUUUGGACUGUCAGAACUUUGUUCUGUUCUCAGUUUUUUGAAGUACAUCAUUACUUAGUUCUAGGUCUAACCACACAUGGCUCCUGGUAUCUCAAAUGACAAGAAAACUGAAGAUGAACAGUCUUCAAAAGAGAAUUUUAUCCACCUCUGCAACCCUCACCUGGAGAAAAUGGAAGAAGACAUCCUGUACCAUUUUGCUCUUGGGACUGGUACCCAUGAUUUUCCUGCAUUGUUUGGAGAUGUAAAGUUUGUAUGUGUUGGAGGAAGUCCUUCGCGGAUGAAAGCUUUUAUCACCUACAUAGCUGAAGAGCUGGGACUUGGGAGCCCUGGUUAUGAGUAUCCUAACAUCUGUGCGGGAACUGACCGUUAUGCAAUGUACAAAGUGGGCCCUGUUUUAUCAGUCAGUCAUGGUAUGGGCAUUCCUUCUAUUUCCAUCAUGUUGCAUGAGCUGAUCAAACUGUUGCAUCAUGCAAAGUGUUCCAACGUAACCGUUAUUCGCAUUGGCACUUCUGGUGGAAUAGGUCUGGAGCCAGGCUCAGUGGUAAUAACUAGGCAGUCUGUAGAUGCCACCUUCAAACCUCAGUUUGAACAGGUUAUCCUGGGAAAGACUGUAAUUCGCAGUACAGAUCUAGAUGAACAGCUAGCUAAGGAGCUGAUGCAGUGCAGUAAAGAAAUCAAUCAAUUCAAUACAGUCAUUGGAAACACUAUGUGCACUUUGGAUUUCUAUGAAGGACAAGGCCGGUUAGAUGGUGCAAUCUGCUUAUACACUGAAGAAGAGAAACUGCGAUAUUUGAAGGAAGCUUUUGAUUCUGGAGUGCGAAACAUUGAGAUGGAAUCUUCUGUCUUUGCCGCAAUGUGUAAUCUCAGCGGUGUUAAAGCUGCUGUGGUGUGUGUCACUCUCCUGAAUCGGCUCAAAGGGGAUCAGAUUAGUAGCUCACAUGAUAUACUUGUGGAGUAUCAACAAAGACCACAGAGAUUAGUGGGUUAUUUCAUUAAGAAACGUCUUGGGAAAGUAUGAAAUACUCAUCUUUGUUUCAUAGAAGCAGAAGGCCAGUGCUUUUUCACAGCUGAAGUCAUGGUCACAACUUCUGUGCAAUAAAGGUCUUUUGCCUCAGAAUAGCUUACAACAUUCUAUGUGUAUGUCAAAGUUAAUCAUUUAUAUCAGUGUGCUUUGGCAGCAGUAGAUGUUGAACAGACUUGAAUUAAGAUUAGCUUAGUUUAUGUGUUACUGGGCUAUGAGUCUUUCACUUUUCUAUGAGCUGGAAAGUAGGUCUGCUGUGAGGGUCUAACUUACUGUAAUGUAUGAAAAAACUUUAUUUAUCCAUGCUGUUAAGGAAAAAGACUAGGGAAAAAAAUCAAGCUUUAUACAAAAUACUUGCAAACUCCCAAAUUAAAAUCAGCUUAAAAUAACUAAUUCCUUCCUCAUUGUUUAAAAAUAUAUAAAUUAUUGUAAUGACCUUUGCUUCCCUUCAUAAAGAAAACUUACAGGGAAUGCAGUUUAUUUUCUGCCAACUUUGACAAAUAAACAAUACUAUUUCCAAAUAUUAAAAUUUCAUGAAAUUCCAAAGUGUGGGACUGAAUUUCCUAAGCAUUAAGCACUUGACUCUGAGCUGUAGAAUAUCUGUAAUUCUCAGAUACUGAUCCAACACUGCCCGUUCAUACUCCUGUUAAGGAGGCGAUUGAGUCUAUGCCCAGGAAACUUACGCAUAUAAAUAAUGUUGCAUUGUAGAGUUUGAAAUCUCUUGCUGAAUCAAGAAGAAAAACCAAAGGCGCUCAGAGGUGGUGUAUGGCAUGUUCACAGGAUUGCAUAACGGCAGUUCAUUUUCUUCCUCUCACUUUAUUUCUUUUUAAAUUGGUUUCAUCUCUGUCUUCAGAACAUAACCCUUGCAGUGGUUCCCAGAAGUGGGGAACACCUAUUGACUGUAUAUGCCACCACACGCAUUUCUGCUAAUUUUUCCAUUACCAUUGGCCCUUUUUUUGUUGUUUUUAAUAUUCCUAGCUGCUUUGCUGCUGUGGUUAGAAUAUAAAUAUGUGGUCAGCUAAGGGAAAUGCAUUUAUCUCUCUUCUUCUGCAAUGGAUGGUCCAAUCCCACUGGGAGUGACAACUUAAAAGGGUUUGAAUAAUCUCUCAAAGCAGCUGUUGCUGAUCCAGCUAAUGCAUUGUGUGUGUGUGUGUGUGUGUGUGUUUUAGAUUAUCGUAGUUGGCAACACUCAGGUCAGUAUAACAUCUAAGUGGGAGUGAUGUAUUAGUAGGCCUGUUGACAAAGAAGUGGCAGAAACUCCAGAAGGAAUUAGGUGAAGAUGUUCAAAGUGGAAGGAAUGACUCCUGUGAAUGGGAAUCUACCAAAGGGUAUUAAUAUCCUAAAAUUUAUUGAUCUUUAGAUUGGGGAACAUAGUGGGGAUGGACAAUGGAAAAGAGAAAAAUUUUGUAUUUUUUUUAAUCCAAAUAUUUUGUUCUUGCUUUACUAAUUUAGUCUUUAAUAUAAAAAAACACAUUUUCUCAUUUUAUACUCAGAAUAUACAAUGAAUGUAAGGUUUUUUUCAGAGAAUGCAUUUUCUUUCCUCAAAGUUAAGGGAAGGAGUCAGGUGGGAAGGCCUCCAUGUUUUGUUUGAAUGCUUUCUCCUUAUACGUUUUUUAAAAAAAAAAAAAAAGAAAAACCUUUA
Molecule: messenger RNA, 2835 nt
Organism: Struthio camelus australis
Lineage: Eukaryota; Metazoa; Chordata; Aves; Struthioniformes; Struthionidae
Gene: UPP1
Product: uridine phosphorylase 1
Biological process (GO): uridine catabolic process; nucleotide catabolic process
Cellular component (GO): cytoplasm; cytosol
Molecular function (GO): uridine phosphorylase activity
Source: RefSeq, a predicted model, not a curated record